Homarus americanus (American lobster) is the source of this 5617-nucleotide messenger RNA. Its product is annotated as DNA fragmentation factor subunit alpha-like. Bases 347 to 907 code for a protein of 186 amino acids. Gene Ontology annotation, biological process: apoptotic process; regulation of apoptotic process. The record is from RefSeq and is a predicted model, not a curated record. The transcript is spliced from 2 exons. Lineage: Eukaryota; Metazoa; Arthropoda; Malacostraca; Decapoda; Nephropidae.
CUUGGGGUGUGGUAUAUUGUUAAGGAAUUAUCACAACAUUCCCGGAAAUUCUGAUGAUUUAAAAAGGGGCUCAAGUGCACGACUAGGUUCCACAGAGCUACAGAUUGUAAUACAGUACAGUGUUCACUUAAAUGAACUUUUCUCCUUCUGUAGAUUUGCCCAACACUGACCUUGAGUUACAGUACCAACAUGUGGACCAGUAGGUGGUGUGCCAGGUGGUGCUGACCCCUGUCGAGCACCUGAGCAGGUGGCUUGCAACUCCUCUUUGCUGGUCCUGUUCUCCACGGCCUCUCAAACUCAUCACUUGUUUCUUCAUUCUAUGGCAUCUGAAAUGCCUAAGUAAACGAUGAAAAAACCAAUCCGAGUUUGGUCACAAGACAGAAAGAGAAGGCACGGAGUUGUAGCUGAGAGCUUUGAUGAAGUCGUAGAGAAAGGUGCUGCUAAGUUGGGCCUGCCAGACCCAUGUGCAGUAACAGUAGUACUGGAGGAAGAUGGCACAGUGGUGGAUGAUGAUUACUGGGAAACAAUAGCUCCGGAGACGAGGCUUAUUCUACUCUCUGCUGAUGAAGUAUGGAAACCUUCACCUCUGGCUGUGCCCAGUAACCUUCUAUUUGUUUCUGAUGAAACAGAUAGCAGUAUGGAUGAGCAACAAAGGGCCUCUAACCUUUUUGCUACUCUUCAGCAGAAUCCUGCUUCAGUUGCAUUGCUUGGUUUGUCUGACCUGGAAAUAAUUAAAGAUGCAAAUUUAAGUGCCCCAGAAUUGUCUAAACAUAAUUCAGAAUCUUCAAUGCAGUUACAAGAGUUAUGUAUAGAAUUUUAUGUAAAGAAGAAAAAAGAAGCUGAAGCUAUGGAAUUAGUCGAUUUACUCAAGGAACAUUGGAAAGGUAAUGAUGAUGAGUCGAUCUGAGUUAAUGAUGAUGACGACAGUUUGAGUCACAGUCUGUGUAGUAUACAUACAGUACUGUAGAUAUUUAACCAGGAUGGAAGGACUAUCUUAUUACAGUAUGACUUAAAGCUCUCUGGGUCACCUCUGCAUGUAUGCAACAAACCAUGUCAGUUUUGGUAUAAGAAUUAUAGUGGUGCUAUUCAUAUUCAGGAAUUCAGUUUGCUUUAUCAGUGACAUUUUAUUCCCCAUGAGAGACUGGUUUUUUUAAUGGGUGUGGGUCUCUCUCAUUGCACCAAGUAUUGAUGUCAAAGUUUUUCAUAAUGAGUUUUAUUUGAAUGUCAGACAGAUAAUUAUUAGUACAGUAACAUACUACAUAAUAGUGUAACAGAGUGCAGUUUAAGGAGAGGUGCACACUGAAUUCCUGUAUUAUAACAUAGUGGUCCUGGUAUCUAGCAUUUUUGCAAAGUUCAGUACAGUACCUACAUACUGUACUGUAUUAGUAGACAUGGCAGAUAUAUAUUUUAUCACUAACAUCAGGGGCCUGUUUGAAACUGUUACCUAAUAUGCAAGACUAGUGUUUGAAAUAUAUACACGUUUUUGUAACCAUAUAACUAGGAAACCAAUACUGUAUGUACUUGAUAUAAACUAACCAGACUAUCUUUGUUAUUGGUUGAUGCUUCUCAUAUUUAUAGCAUAAUACACUAUUGAAGGCUGAAGUACAGUACAUCAUGAUAGAUCUCUCUCAGUAUACUUUAAUGUACUUUAUAAAUGUUAGUGUACUUUUUAUAUUUUUAUAUAAAUAUUUGCAAUACAGUAUAUUUGAGGCUCUAUAUUAUGCAAGAGUAAGUAUUCAUCGAAGACUUAAUGUGUUCAUAUAAUUUUCCGUCUUUGUGGUACUAGAUGGCUAUUUUACAUAUAUAUUACAACUCCUGCAGAUUUUAACAAUGAAAUUACAAAUACGAGAGUUACUAAUGAAAUGCAAUUUAUUAUUAGUAUAUGGUAAUUUACAAAAAGAAUUGCCAACUAUAUCUUCAUUAUAAUUAUUAUUUUAAGUAAUUCUGUAUACAGUAUACUGUACUGUUACUGGAUUAAGUACUUUGUAUGCACACCAACAUGCACACCAACUAAUCUUUGUACUCUAAUAACUUGGGGACACUUCUUUCCACAUGCAGAAUGUUGUCAGUAAAUAACAUGCAUGCAGUUGUAAUGCUUUUAAUCCAUUUCAUUAUAUCCAUCUGAUGAACCUAUUUUCUGCUUUAGUAUCAGAUUUUUAACAUAGCUUCUUGAAAUAAAUUAAUGUCUACAUUAUCCUAAAGCUUGUAAAUGCUUCAGAAAUAAGGCACUCGCUCAUGUGGUAUCUCAUAAGUUGUAGGACUCUCCCUGUCAACACAACUGGCUUAUAUAUGUAAAAGUUUUGAGUUUCAUCUUUCGUUGGUUGAAUGACACUUUUCUUUCCAUCUUUUGACUGAAUAAAUUUACAAUUGAUUUUCACCAAUUAAUUUUGUCUUGUGUCUUUACCACUUCCACCAUCAUGUACAUUCUCGCCAAAAACUUCUUGAACGCUAUAAGCACAAUGUAUGUAGUCUGAAAAUGAACGAAGAAUCUGAAACCAAUCCGAGAUGACAAGCCCCAAUCAGCUCAUUCUCACAUCCAUCAUGCCCAGGUGUUUGAGGAGUUUUGUCGAGUGUGUACAUGUGGAACUACAGGGUCUCAUUACUGUAAGCUAGUUUCAUCCUUCAAACUCCCUUACACAUGAUGUACAAUCGAUUUAUAUUUGUUCUCACACUUCCAUAACCCCAGUACCAAAGAUUUCUCCUGCACUCAAAUCCCCAUUGACCUGCAAUAUCAAAGAUUCCUUUACCUCUUUGUUAAAUUGUCUUGACCUCUUCGUUAUGGAAAGUUUCUUUGUUGUGAAGUGAUGUUUACUUCUUGUUGAUAAAGCAUUCCAUCUUUAUAAUAAAGAAUGGCUUUCUAUUCUGUGAAAGGUAUUCCUAAGCUAUUUACACAGUGACUCAUGGCUCUUCCAUAAAGGAGUCAUUUCUCUCAUUAGAGAUGGUCACCGGUCUUUGCACUCUUUGCACGAGUAUAUUUGUCUCUUAGAAUUUAUCAUCAUUGUGUGGAGAUUUUUGUUUUUGUUUUUUUCAAUGAUAGUUGACUCAUUCCAAGAGGAAUGUAUAUUUCUUUCAUUUGGGAGUUGAUUUUCAUUUAUUGGAAGAAUAUUUCUUUGGGUUAGGGAGUCUGUUUCUUUGGGAAUUGAUCAUUAUUCACUGGAUGAUAAUUAUAUGACCAUCGAUAAAGGAGAGUUUUGCUCUUUGUAGAGCAGCACAUUCUGUUGAUUGGCAUUUUCUUCUUGCUCAGAAGUUAGCUUCAUAUUACCUGUACUUUAUUUAAAAAAAAAAUAUUUUUCACUUGUGCUGAAGGCAUUACUUUAUUUCCCUCCUUUAAUAUUAAGCUGCUACUGGAUGUUGAAUUGUGGGUGUGUUUAUUAAUGUCUCUCUUUAAUGUAUUGUGCUUGCUUCUGCAGGUGUUGUAGUUAUUUAAAGUGAAGUGUCCUGGCUCACAUAUACUGUACACUAUUACAUGUUAGACUCCUGCCCAAAUCAUAAGAUUGAAAUACUCAAGUCCAUCCAUUAUAGAACCAAAGAGUUAUGUACCUUAGAGGUAGAUGAACAGUGUCCAUACAUAGAAGUAACAUUUCAUUACACUUUAUUAAUUGAAGCAUUUCACCAGAAAUCGCAUCAGUAAACUAAAGACAAGAUAACCCUGACUUAUUUCUCAAAAGAUCAUUUGGAUGGGUCUCUAUAGUUGCCAGUGUUAUAGGUAAAUUGCAUAUCAAGGCCUUAGUGUGUGAAAUACAGUAGUAUAUCUUUUUAUUAAUUUUAAAGGCAUAAAGUAGAUUUGGGAGAACUGACCUAUUAAAUUUGCCCACUUUUGUCUAUCUUUAGCAGGUAUGGCAGUUCAGGUGCAGGAAUAAUUGCUAGGUAAUAAUGUAUCCUUAUACAGUAAACUUCCUGUAAUCCAGACUAAUUGAGGGGAAGGCCUGUCUGAUUUGGCUGAAAUUCCGGGUUGAGUGGGGAUCCAUACUGUUCUAUAUUAGAAGGCGGAAAAUUUGAGAGGAUGGGAGAUUUCUGACUCAAGCUACCUAAGAACACUGAAUCUACUGUUUUGGGGGGGUAUGAUAUUAAGGCUUUCGUUUCAUUGGGGAACCGAACCCAUUUUUUCCCAUACAGUACGUUCUUUUAUUAGCACAUUCAUAUAGUGAUGGAUACCUGUAUAGGUGUUUUACUGUCCCCUAAUCUUUCUGAAGAAUACAUAGUACAAAAAGGCAAAGUCUCCUCUGGCAUAUGCUAAAGAUACACAGACUAAAUUAAUAGAAAAGUUUGUAAUUAUAAAUGUGUUGAAAGACUCUACGUAUUGGUGGCUGAAAAUUCAAAUACACCAUCUAAACGCAACUAAUAUGAAAGGAAAUGGGUGUCUCAAAGUAUUUUUUGAAGAAAUAAUAACUCUUGUCAUUAUUUAUACAGUAUUACUAGAAUAGCCCCACAGUAAAAUAUUUGGCCCAGCAGUUUCAGAUAUUGAUUGUGAUUAUUAUAACAAGUUUUGAUGAAUUUCAUAAGUGUACCAUGUUUGGAAAUGUUAUGGAGAUCAUAAAGGUGCAGGAAGUGAGGCAGUUCAUGAUCCACUAAACUUAUGGCUUAUUGUACUGUACUUGUAUUUGUUUAUGUUGCACCGAUGAAGUUGUGUAUUGUUGUUGGUAUUAGUGCAGGAAAAUUCAUGUUUAAAAGUGUUGCUUUGGUGGUUAAUCAAUCAAAAUGUAUACCCAUACUUAGGGACAGCACUAGUGUCUGGGAUUUUGUAAUAUUUUAUUUAUUGUUAGUGUUUAAGUACUACAAUGCUUUAAAUCACUAUGCUUAUGUAAUAAAGUGUCAUUACUUUUAUCAGUAUUCAUGCAGUGUAUUGUCAAUCUUUGGGAAAUCCAGUUAAAUGUUGGAACAAGUGUGUGUGUGGUGGGGAGAACUAUAAUGAAGCUUGGACUCGUGUUUAGGGUUAGGACCUACUUCACUGAUGAACAGUUGACAUCCAUUUAGGUACUGGUAAGUCAUGUGCACUUUCAGAUGGAAUACUAUUGUUGUCUAUGGGCUGGGUGUAGUGGUCGGCACUACCUCUUUGAUACAGUGCAGAGAAAAGGCCUCAAAACAAACAACAUUAAUAUCCUUACCAGAGAAUUUCCAGCAUUGCACAUGCACAGAGGUAUCUCAUCUCUCUCCCUGUCCUAUAGGUAUGUAUUUCCACGAUCAGUGUUGUGACGAGCUAUAACUCACACAACCUCAAUUAGCCCACGUGGGUAUCUGGGAGUGUCCAUGACUUUAUGAUGAAAUUUCGUUAUGCAGAACCUCUGCACAAAAGUUAUUUAUAACCUGGACUAGCAGUCUGUGUAACUCUGCCACAAAGUGCUUCACCUAUGUCAUAUAACCUCAGUCAGUUCAAAUUAUCCUAUUUAAGAUAUCUUAAGUUCUUGGCAAGGGAACACCUUGGGGAAUAGAUUUAACAGUAAUGGAUGGGUGUAAUAGAGUUUCUUGUUUUCAGUACAGUCAGGUGCCGAUUUACGAGAAGGUUCCAUACCUGAAAAACUUUUAUGAACGAUUUAGUACAGUAUUGGUAAAUUGGAUCCCAUAUUCAAUAGACUCCCAAUAAAAAGCCGAGAUACGCUUAUACUGGUAUGUUCGUACA